AUGCAAAUGCGGACUGGUGUGGGGCAGGACAUUCUUCAUUUAUUCGUCGGACUGAAGGUCCAUGGUUUGAAGAAGGUUAAGGUUGAGGUUGAGGAUGUUGAGGACGUGCUUCACCCAAUCUCCUGUGUGUCUAUUGGGAUUGUUUGGUCUGUCUGGGAUGCUAGUUGUAGGCUUAAUGGGGUUGCUGGGUCUUCUUUGACCUGGUCUUGGGCUAGGUUGAGGGUUGUUAUUUCUAAUUCAGCUUCUUGCGCUUUAAGCACAUUCUUCUUUUUCCCGAUGGACCUCUUUUUCCAGAGUGUGUCUUCGAGGGAUGUUGGACUGGGGACAGAUGACUCUUCAUUUAUUCCAGGGACCCAUGGUCUCAUGUUUAGAGCAUUAAGUCCUUAA
Messenger RNA from Sphenostylis stenocarpa, 387 nucleotides. Lineage: Eukaryota; Viridiplantae; Streptophyta; Magnoliopsida; Fabales; Fabaceae. The record is from the annotation of a GenBank genome assembly.